Messenger RNA from Sipha flava (yellow sugarcane aphid), 2921 nucleotides. It is a transcript of the gene pav, whose product is annotated as kinesin-like protein KIF23. The transcript is spliced from 15 exons. The coding region runs from base 179 to 2809 and encodes 876 amino acids. The record is from RefSeq and is a predicted model, not a curated record. Lineage: Eukaryota; Metazoa; Arthropoda; Insecta; Hemiptera; Aphididae. Gene Ontology annotation, cellular component: nucleus; kinesin complex; microtubule. Gene Ontology annotation, biological process: microtubule-based movement. Gene Ontology annotation, molecular function: microtubule binding; ATP hydrolysis activity; ATP binding.
AAGAACCCCAAUAACUGCCGACUGAACUGGCCUUGCCCGUCCAAAUAGUGAUACGUUUAACGGUCGUUUUUUCUGUUGAAUUUCAUGUUAAUCGUAUCGUUGAUUCAAAAAUAGCAAACAAUAAUAAAUGCAAAUUUUACUAGUUCGUUGAUGACCGUUACCAAAGUAAGAACUCAUUAUGAACAUUUUUAUUCCUUAUGCGAAAACAGAUACAAUGAAGAGAGUUGGAAAUCAACCAGUCAAGGUCCAAAAAAAAUCUAAAGCUGAUGAUGAAGCUAGAGAUCCUAUCCAAGUUUAUUGUCGGAUUCGUCCAGUUUCAUCUUAUGUGGAAUCGCCUUGCAUCAAGGUUGUAUCUGACACUGAAUUACAAGUGUAUUGUCCACCAGAUGAAAGAGGAAUAUCAAAAGAAGGGCAGUUCACCUACAAAAAAAUAUUUACCGAUUAUGAAACCCAAGAAGUGGUCUUUCAAGACUUAGGAUUACCUCUUAUAGAACAACUUUUAUUGGGAAAAAGCAGUUUAAUAUUUGCUUAUGGAAUAUCAGGUAGUGGGAAGUCCUAUACAAUGACUGGUAACCAAGAAGAUGGAGGUAUUGUUGGCAGAUGCUUUGAUGUUAUUUUCAACUCUAUUCGAGAUUACCAGGCUAGAAGAUUUACUUUUAAGCCUGAUAAACUUAAUGGGUUUGAUGUAUUCAGUAUGGAAGAUGCUAUGAUUUUUAAAGCUGAAGAUUUCAAAAAUAAUGUAAGAAAUCCUCCAAAAACACCAAAGAGAAAAGAUGGAGAGACAGAUCGUAUACCAUUUGAUUAUAAAAUUAUAGAUAUAGAACAAGAUGUAGCUUAUUCUGUUUUUAUAAGUUAUGUGGAAAUAUAUCAUAACUAUGUUUAUGAUCUUUUAGAAGAUGUUUCUGAUGGUGAAAUAAGACGAAACAGUAAAAUAAUACGAGAAGAUGCAACUGGCAAUAUGUAUGUUCAUGGUGUUAAUGAACAAGAAGUUUAUAAUGCAGAUGAAGCUUUUGAUUGGUUGAAAAAAGGUCAACUUAGGAAACGUACAGCACCAACUUUUUUAAAUAUGGAUUCCAGUCGUAGUCAUACAGUUUUUACUAUUAGAGUUGUACAAGCGCCUUUGGAUACUGAUGGUGUAAAUAUAAUUCAAGAUAAAAAGUAUACAGUAGUGAGUCAACUAUCACUAGUCGAUCUAGCUGGAAGUGAACGAGCUGGAAAGGCAAAGACCACUGGUCAGCGACUUCAGGAAGCUGGAGAAAUAAAUAAAUCUUUGUCGAAUUUGAAACAAUGUCUUAAAAUAUUGUAUGAAAAUCAGUCAUCUAGCAAUUUAAGAAAUAUUGCAGAGAAGAUACCUUAUAGAACAUCACGUCUUACACAUUUAUUUAAAAGUUUCUUUGAAGGUUCUGGUUCAAUUAGAAUGCUUAUUUGCAUAAACCCUCUAUCUGAUUAUGCAGAACUUUUGCCUGUGCUGCAAUUUGGUGAAAUGUCUGGAAGUGUCCAAGUGAAACGAAUGACACCGUUGCGUAUGGAUUUAGGUUUGACUCCAGGGCGAAGAAAAGUUGUUGAUAUUCAAUCUGUGAACCGAAUUCCUUGUGUAUUAGAAGAAAAUACUAGAGGCCAAAUGGAAAAAAAAAAAUCUUAUGAUGUAAAAGAAAACUGCUUCUCAAAUUACUUGAAUUUGGGGCCACCAUUGCCAGAGUUAGUGGGUGAUGAUUUACUUGAUGAAGAAAAGAGACAAGAAUUAAUUAUUGCUCUUGAUCAGAGAAUAAAAAAAAAGGACGAACUUCGUGAAAUAUUGAUUAAUCAAAGUAAUGAUAUUCGGUCACAGUUAGUGUUUUUAGAAACCAAUUUUGCUGGUGCUAAACAAGAAAUAAAUUCAUUGCAAAUUCUUAGGGACCAAGAUACUAAUAAAAUUAAGCAAUAUCAAAAUAAAGCACUUCUACUGGAAAAUGAAAUGGUGUCAUUAAAAAGAAAAUUAGAAUCACUAGAUAGUGAAAACAAAAGACUAAAAUCAGAUUUGAAUGCAAAAGAAAACAUGUUAAAUCAAGUAUCUGUUGAUAAAGAUCUAUUAAAACAAAAGUACAAUACAAAAAUUGUUAAAAAACAAGAGCAACUAUCUAGAGAUUUCAAGGAUAAAUGGAAAAUACAAGAAAAUGAGUUUGAAGCUAAACUACAAGAAAAGAAACGCAAACUUAGACAUAUCAAGAAUAUUGUAGAAAGUACAGAGAGUAUUCCAGGUCAUUUUUCUAGGCGUCCUGUUAAAAGAACCUUAUCUGAUGAAAGUUUAAAUAAACUAGAACCUGUUGUAAAUGAUGCUAAACCUACAGAUUUUAAAGCAAAUGAGCAAUCAGAAACCGUAUUAAGGCAUUUACGUUCAAGGAGGUCAAAGUCAUGUGAUCCACAUGAGCGUUGGAUUGAGCACAAACCUCCAGUGCCUACUCCACUACAAACUAUUAUGCAACCCAAGAUGAAGAAACGUAAGUCUGUUACUAAAUUAACAGAUGCCAAGACUGUAUCGAACAAUGGUGCAUCAAAAUAUUGUUUGUUGACUCAAGGAUCCAAUGAACAAGGCAUUCCAGAAGCUAAAUUAUAUAAAGCUGAUAUAAUACAAACCAUGGGUGGAGGUGCACAGGUUGUAUUCAAUGAUGUUGAAACAUUAAAACAAGAUUCACCAUUAGGUGGCUCUCCUGUGAAAAGUCGUAUCCAAGCAUACAACAAUGAAGUACGAGCUCACGGUGGUGAUACAGAUGAUGUACAAGCAAAAUGUUAUGGUAUACAAGGUGGGUACACUCCUGUUUCAAGAAAAUAGAUUUUUUUUUCUUUUAUAUAUUAUAUAUGUGAUUGUACAAUUUACACCAUGUUAAUUGAUUUUUUUUAUUAUUAUUAUAUACAAUUUAAAAUAAUUUCUAACGGUAACUUAU